Molecule: messenger RNA, 2263 nt
Organism: Drosophila serrata
Lineage: Eukaryota; Metazoa; Arthropoda; Insecta; Diptera; Drosophilidae
Gene: Gal
Product: beta galactosidase
Biological process (GO): carbohydrate metabolic process
Molecular function (GO): beta-galactosidase activity
Source: RefSeq, a predicted model, not a curated record
CGGAGAACGGUCUUCGAAUAUUGGCGCCCCCAACAAGCCAGGUCUAGCGAAGCUUUAAGCUUGGCCUGUCCCAAUCUUUGUGAACUUUUGGUCAACGCUUUCGACAACCAGGUACAACUAUGCUCCGCGGCUGUUGGGGCAAUCGAAAGCUGACUAUGGCCGUGAGCUGUUGUAUUGUACUCGCCAUUAUUGCCCUCACCGUGGGCCUUUGUGUCGGCCUGGGCGCUGGAGAGAACGGCCGGGAGGAUUCGCCGAGGUUUACCAUCGACCAUGAAGCCAAUACCUUUGUGCUGGAUGGCAAACCCUUCCGAUACGUCUCUGGAUCGUUCCACUACUUCCGCGCUGUGCCAGAGGCCUGGCGGAGUAGAUUGCGCACCAUGCGUGCGUCUGGUCUGAAUGCUUUGGAUACCUACGUAGAAUGGUCGCUUCACAAUCCCCACGAUGGCGAAUAUAAUUGGGAGGGCAUAGCGGAUGUGGUCAAGUUCCUAGAAAUAGCCCAAGAGGAAGACUUUUAUAUUAUUCUCCGUCCAGGUCCCUACAUCUGUGCGGAGCGGGAUAAUGGAGGUCUUCCCCACUGGCUCUUUGCCAAAUACCCGACCAUAAAGAUGCGGACGAACGACCCCAACUAUAUUGCCGAAGUCGGAAAAUGGUAUGCACAGCUCAUGCCACGUCUUGAGCAUCUGUUUGUAGGGAACGGUGGCAAGAUCAUCAUGGUGCAGGUGGAGAACGAGUACGGAAAUUACGCCUGUGAUCACGACUAUCUCAACUGGCUCAGAGAUGAGACGGAGAAAUAUGUGGCCGGAAAGGCCCUGCUUUUUACAGUUGAUAUACCCAACGAGAAGAUGAGCUGUGGCAAAAUCGAAAAUGUUUUUGCUACCACAGACUUUGGCAUUGAUCGCAUCCACGAAAUUGACGAAAUCUGGAAAAUGUUGCGUGUCCAGCAGCCCACUGGCCCACUAGUUAACUCUGAGUUCUAUCCUGGCUGGUUGACUCACUGGCAAGAGCAAAACCAACGACGGGAUGGCCAGGAGGUGGCCAAUGCUCUUAAGACUAUUCUUAGCUACAAUGCUAGUGUCAACCUGUACAUGUUCUUUGGUGGCACCAAUUUCGGAUUUACCGCCGGAGCCAAUUACAACUUGGACGGCGCUCUCGGCUAUGCUGCUGACAUCACCAGCUACGACUAUGAUGCAGUGAUGGACGAGGCUGGAGGAGUUACCACCAAGUACAACCUGGUAAAGGAAGCAAUUGGCCAGUUCCUUACUUUGCCAGACAUCACAUUAAAUCCCGCCAAGCGUCUGGCUUAUGGUAAGGUAGAGGUAACUCCGUCAUUGGCUCUGCUGUCAGCGGAAGGACGAGCAGCUCUCUCCAAAGGCACGCCUGUUGAGUCAGCAAAGCCCAAAACCUUCGAGGAACUCGACUUGUACUCCGGCCUUGUUCUUUACGAAACGCAACUGCCCGAGAUGGACCUGGAUCCGGCUCUGCUAAAAAUAACCCAGAUCAAUGACCGCGCCCACGUCUUUGUGGACAUGGAGCUGGUCGGCACACUCUCUCGCGAGGCUCAGAUUUAUUCACUGCCCCUCAGCAAGGGAUGGGGCAGCACCCUUCAGUUGCUGGUUGAGAACCAAGGACGAGUGAACUUCUUUAUAUCCAACGACACAAAGGGGAUCUUUGGCGAAGUGAGUCUGCAGCUGCACAAUGGUGGCUAUCUGCCGCUGGAGAACUGGAGGAGCACCGCCUUUCCCUUAGAGGAAGCAUACAUAAAACGCUGGCAGGAAAGCCAAAUCGAACAGCAGAUCAGGUUGGACUCGUUCCUGGCCAGGCAACGUAUCCUCCGGAACGGGCCAAUUCUCUACACGGGCACACUUAAUGUUAAGGAGGUGGGUGACACCUAUUUGAACAUGGCUGGAUGGGGCAAGGGCGUAGCCUAUGUGAAUGACUUCAAUCUGGGGCGCUACUGGCCAGUAGCCGGUCCCCAAAUCACUCUAUAUGUGCCCAAUGAAGUCCUGAAGUUGGGCUCCAACACGCUCGUCAUACUGGAAUAUCAGCGGGCGAACAAAACGGCAACGGGCGACGAACUGCCCGCAGUGCAGUUCGAUGCAGUGGCUCAGCUGGAUGGGGAGUCUGGAGAUGUUCCUCUUUAAUGACGACCGAUCGAUUAGAUUAGUUAUUUUUUAUUUUGAAGCAGUUUUGAUUGAUAUUUGCAUCAACAACAACCUUUGUUAAGCUUUUAAUACAUAUUCUAAUACAUAUGACAAAACAUAAA